AACAAUCCAAAUUUACACAUGGAUAUGAGUGAUUUUUGGAGCUAAUGUGCAAAAUUUACGAGUCCUCUAUGCUAUUGGAUAUCCAUAAAGCAAAUUACCUUAUCCAACUGUGUCCCUAUGGGUAGGCCUUAGUAUGGGAAAUAAACCUGUGAAGCAACAAGAAAGGGAAGAGAUACUAUUGAAAGUUGUGCCUCCUUUGGAUCAUGCAUAUGUUAGAUGGCUUGCUCGGGACGUUGAGAGAAUUCAUGGCUUUACUCCAAAAAACCCUUCUGCUGUGAAGCCACCAGAACAUUAUAUGGAAUACAUGCGCUUGAAUGGAUGGUUGGAUGUAAACUUGGAUGAUCCUGAUCUGGCCCAUUUAUUCAAGUAGGUGAUUAUCUACUUAGUUGAGAAUCUAAAAACAUGACCAAUGCUAGCUAUAGUUGGAUAGUAAGUACUGGUUGUUUAGGAUGUUGUUGAAUGGGGUUGAGAUAGACCUUAACUUAUAAGAAGGUUUUCUGAUGGUAUGAGCUUUUAAACAGCAUUUCAUAUGAUUCAUAUCUUAUUGUAUCUAAUUUGAAUUUCACUCGUACAGCAAAAUAUCUAAUAAAUGUCCCCCUUUUUUCUUUUCUUUU
Molecule: messenger RNA, 614 nt
Organism: Quercus lobata
Lineage: Eukaryota; Viridiplantae; Streptophyta; Magnoliopsida; Fagales; Fagaceae
Product: aspartyl/glutamyl-tRNA (Asn/Gln) amidotransferase subunit B
Exons: 2
Coding region: 134-370 (78 amino acids)
Source: RefSeq, a predicted model, not a curated record